Messenger RNA from Entamoeba invadens IP1, 591 nucleotides. RefSeq lists its product as hypothetical. The record is from RefSeq and is a predicted model, not a curated record. NCBI's taxonomy places the organism in Eukaryota, Evosea, Mastigamoebida, Endamoebidae. Gene Ontology annotation, cellular component: nucleus; cytoplasm. Gene Ontology annotation, molecular function: poly(ADP-ribose) glycohydrolase activity. The transcript has 2 exons. Gene Ontology annotation, biological process: regulation of DNA repair; nucleotide-sugar metabolic process; ATP generation from poly-ADP-D-ribose. Bases 1 to 591 code for a protein of 196 amino acids.
AUGGUGCAAGAAGAGAUCCUCUUUUUGAAAUGUCCAGAGUCUUUAGUCAGUUUAUUACUAUGUGAAGGGAUGGAAGACAAAGAUUCUAUUCGGAUGUAUAAUGUAAUUAAAUACUCCGAUGGGGAAGGAUAUUCCCAUGGAUAUAACACAACCAAAGAGGUGUUUUCAAAGAAGGAAAAACACGACUGGACCGCUUUUGACGCAUUGAAAGGUGGAGACAGAAAGAACGGCCAAUAUCUGCCUUGGGGUAUAGAAAGAGAACUUCAUAAAGUGCUUUCAGCAACAGAAAGAGGUGCGAAAGAAACGGAGAAGACACUACCAAUAUUUUCAACGGGAAAAUGGGGAAGUGGUGCUUAUAAAGGAGAUAUGAGACUUAAAUUCAUUAUACAGAUGUGUGCAUGUGCUUUGAAUGGAAGAGAUAUGAUUUAUAACACAUUUAAUGAUACACCAUUUGGCAAUGAAAUUCGAGAGUUUGUGAAAGUCAUUCGAGUAAACAAACCUACAGUUGGGCAAUUGUAUAAGUACAUGGUGGACCACAAGAGUAAAGGACACUUUUUGGACGAUUUUGAUAAUAUUCCAAAGUCACGAUAA